Messenger RNA from Phytophthora sojae, 1197 nucleotides. RefSeq lists its product as hypothetical. NCBI's taxonomy places the organism in Eukaryota, Oomycota, Peronosporomycetes, Peronosporales, Peronosporaceae. The coding region runs from base 1 to 1197 and encodes 398 amino acids. The transcript is spliced from 3 exons. The record is from RefSeq and is a predicted model, not a curated record.
AUGGAGCCUCGCAGCAGCGCGUUGACCAGCGCCGGCGCCUCCAUGAUCAUGAAUCGAUCCAAAAUGCCGCAGACGCUGACGCUGGAUCACGUGUCGCCAGCCACGCGCUUGCUGGAGAAGCGCCGGCAGAUGUUCGAGGUGCAGGAGGCGCUGGACGCCCAGAAGGAGGAGUUCGCGCGCCGCGAGGAUGCCUUCCACCGCCGGGAGGAGGGGCUGCGCAAGAAGGACCUGGAGCUGCAGGAGUCGCUCAUCAAGUUCAACAAGUUCCUGCAGGAGAACGAGUCCAAGCGCAACCGCGCCGUCAAGCGCGCGAGCGACGAGGUCAAGCAGCGCAUGAACAAGGAGCAGGAGGUGGCGAGGCUGCAGACGCAGCUCGCGGCGCUGCAGCGUGAGAGCGACGCACUCGGCGCGCAGGUGCGUCACCACCUCAAGUACACGCGCUACCUCGAGCUGGUGCAGGAGGCCGUGCCCGAGGACUACCCGGAAGUGAGCGACUUGGUGAACCGCUACCACACGCUGCGCGAGACGAACCGCGAUCUGAGCCAGAACCAGAUCACGCACGAAGAGGAAAGUGAGUCCAAGCGGCUCGAGUUCGCGGCCUUCCAGAAGGAGCGCGCCAACGAGAUCCUUACCUUCAACAACCGCAUCGCCGCGCUUCAACGAGCCCUUGAGCGGGAGGAGUUGCUGGGCGUCCGACUGCAGCACGAGACCGACGCGAGUCUUCGAGCGACUACACAGAAAACACUGGCGUUAGGUCAGAUCAUCAUGGCGAUCGGCAACCUCCUGCAGCGGUGUACCAGCGGCAUCCACGGCCAGAUUCUCAAGCACGUCGAGGGGAGUUACCACGCCCAGGGCAGCAACCAGUCCGGCAAUGACAUUCCUGCGUCUUCCGCUGCGUCUGCAAAUACUGGUGGUGGUAAGACAGCGAGUGGGAUCUCCGAGGCGGAUGUGAUUCACCACGGCCAGCGUGCGAUGAUCGAUCUUGACGUCGUCGCGGCGUACAUGAUGGACUUCACUGCUAUUGUACAAGGUCGAAUCGACGCACAACGAGCUCAGAAGAAGGCGGCUGCUGCUGCUGCAGCCGCAGCACAAUCAGGAGGAGCCGUAGUUAUCUUCACAGCCGGGAUAGGAGACGGAAGUCACACGGGGGGGGCAAUGUCCUCGAUUGGAGGCGGCUCAACUGCUACAAUUCGAUAA